CGCAGCCGUUGGUGACACUGACAAUCCAGGAAGCCUCCAUCUUGUCCUGUGGAUGUUGAUUUGGUGAUUGUGGAGCGGAGAGGUUUAUUUGUUGUUUUGGUGUGAAAAAUGGGCACCAAAGAGGAGAAAAAAGAGCCAACUCCGCUGAAGAACAAUGUAAAGCCUUAUGGCAAAGUGUUGUUAACGUUGAAGAACCAAUUGUUGCCCGAGGAAAAGCUGGCAAACACCCCGUCACAGAAUGACGGGCUCAGUAUGGACGCGGAAACUGAUUUACGGAUUCACGGUUGCGAACAGAUCCAAACCGCUGGGAUCUUGCUGAAACUGCCUCAGGUCGCAAUGGCCACUGGGCAGGUGCUGCUGCAAAGGUUCUAUUACUCAAAAAGCCUCGUGAGGCACCCAGUUGAGCACACCGCAAUGGCUUGUGUGUGUUUGGCUUCCAAAAUUGAGGAAGCCCCCCGAAGGGUGCGCGACGUUGUAAACGUCUUCACUCACAUCCGACAAGUGAACUCUGGAAACCCGAUACACCCGGUUGUUUUGGACGAGAAUUAUAUCCAUUUGAAAAACAUGGUCAUUAAAGCUGAGAGGAGAGUGUUGAAGGAACUUGGAUUUUGCGUGCACAUUAAGCAUCCCCACAAGAUUAUUGUGAUGUACCUGCAGGUUUUGGGGUUCCAAAACAACCAAAAGCUGAUGCAAUAUUCCUGGAACUACAUGAACGACUCGCUUAGGACCGACGUUUUUGUGAGAUAUCAACCGGAAACUGUGGCCUGCGCCUGCAUUUACCUCACAUCGCGGAAGCUGAAGAUUCCGCUGCCAAAGAGCCCACACUGGUACACAAUAUUUGGGGCCUCCGAGCCAGAGAUCCGCGAUAUUUGCAUCAGGAUCCUCAAGCUGUACAACCGGCCAAAGUCGAACAUUGAAGACCUGGAGCAACAAGUGGAGAAGUUGUGCGAAAAGUACAAGAGCAAUCUGCGGGCCAAAACGAAAGGCGCUAGCGGGGCCGUUUCGCCGAACAACAACAGCCAGGAGCACCAGAAAACGUCCGCCCACAACGCCUGGGGCGGAUUUAUCAGCCGUUCGGGUAGUCAUAUGCCGCCCCCUGUGAACGAUAAAAGAUCGCGAUCGCGGUCCGAAACCCGCUCACCAGACCGGAGACACCAUAAAAAGUUGUCAAAGAAGCACCGAUCGCGGACGCGUUCCCCGAAGAACCACAAGAAAGACCGCAAGCGGAAAAGUUACUCGCGCAGCAGAAGCAACACGCCGCAUAAACAGCGGAAAACCAGAGAUCGGAAGCGCAGCAGAUCGCACAGCAACGAGCGGGAGGGCAAGAACGACCGUUACAUUGAUAGGUACGAGGACAAGUAUGAUCGAGAACGGAAGUACAAGGAUGAUCGCGACGGCAAGCACAAAGAGGACAGGGAGCGGUACGAUGAGCGCAAGGAGAGAAACUCGAAAAAGUACGAACGAGAUGAGAAGUACAGGGAGAGGGAGGACAACUACAAGGAGCGAGAAGAGAAGUACGGGACCAGAGAAGAACGGUACUCGGCCAAAGCCGAGAAGCGCUCGAAGAAGGCAAAGCACAGGGAUAGAUCCGAAAGUAGGUCGAAAGACAAGAGAAGAAGAAGCUAGGAACGGCCCGGUUUGGUACAUAGUUUAAGAUAACCAGGACUUUUUUGUUAUUUUGGAUUUUACUUUGUGUAUAUAUUUUCGAGCGCCAUUGUCCAGCCAUUGAACCAGUCCAUCGAGGCCAGCGCGAAACCCGACUUGUGUAAAGUACCUGUAAGUAAUAAAUAUUUUCCUUAUACACUGAA
This is a messenger RNA of Dendroctonus ponderosae (mountain pine beetle), 1808 nucleotides long. Its product is annotated as cyclin-L1. Gene Ontology annotation, cellular component: nucleus. Gene Ontology annotation, biological process: regulation of transcription by RNA polymerase II. Gene Ontology annotation, molecular function: cyclin-dependent protein serine/threonine kinase regulator activity. The record is from RefSeq and is a predicted model, not a curated record. The coding region runs from base 109 to 1626 and encodes 505 amino acids. Lineage: Eukaryota; Metazoa; Arthropoda; Insecta; Coleoptera; Curculionidae. The transcript is spliced from 7 exons.